CGGCAGAAAAUACGAGUCAGUUCCGACGGCGCUGACCGAAGAAACGCGUUUCCGGAGAAAAUUCCGCACAAAGAAAAAAUAAGAAGAAGAAGAAACGAUAGAGAGAAGUAGCAUUAGAGAAAUGGCGUUCACGAUGUACAGCUGCAAGGAAUGCGGAUCGGGUCUAAACCUAAACCCUAACGACAUGUUUCCUCCCGAUUUCUACUUCGAAGCGGGUAACAAAGGAACCAUCUCCUUCGCCGCCGUCGACGCCGACAAAUUCAGAUUCGAGAAGGAGGACAAGAUCAUGCCCUUCUUCGAAACCCUAAAUUACUGGGGAAUCCAACGUAAACGAACCAAGAUCAAGUGCAAUAGCUGCGGCCACCUCGUGGGUUACAUCUACGACGAUGGUCCUCCUCUCACCGGCGGUAUCGGUCAGUACGGGUUCGGUCCGAGUCAGGUCGUUCCUCGUGCUCCUCGUUACCGAUUCAAAACCAAGACCCUUCUGAUCUCGUCCCAGACAUAAUAUCUGAGCCAGAGGGUUUAAGCUUUGCAUAGAGAUAUAUAUAUCGGUUGUGUUUGUGUUUGAUGUGAAUCAGUAAACUGCUAUCUAAGCAGAGGGUUUAAACUUUGCAUGUAAAUAAAGAGUAUGUGUUUGUGUUUAUCGUUUCAUCUUUUCUUCAGUAAUCAUCAGUUCUUGUUAUGGCGA
Molecule: messenger RNA, 688 nt
Organism: Brassica napus (rape)
Lineage: Eukaryota; Viridiplantae; Streptophyta; Magnoliopsida; Brassicales; Brassicaceae
Product: peptide methionine sulfoxide reductase MsrB
Exons: 2
Coding region: 122-505 (127 amino acids)
Source: RefSeq, a predicted model, not a curated record